UAUAACAAAUAAUUUGAGGAUGUCUGGAAAAGAAAAUAAUUAUAAAGUGGGUGACUGUGUCUGGGUCAAACUGAAAGGAUUUCCUCACUGGCCAGCAAGAGUUGAUAAGAUAGAAAAUAAGAAGUACACGAUGUUUUACUUUGGAACACACGAAGUUGGGAAACAAAAGAAGAACACCCUGCUCCCUUUCGCGCCGUACCGGGACAAGUUCACUCUGUUCAAGGGAUCCUAUCCCAAGGUGUUACUGGAGGGAGUGUUAGAGGCGGAGGUUAACCCGGGUGCUAAACCUGACGACACUCUUUCUGGUCUCAACUCGGAUGCUCAGAUUUGGAUGGUAAUGGGAAAAGAAGGCCAAGAAGAUUUCAAGAAUCGAUUCCCCGAAAGAGCAGCUAAAGCUAUUAAAGAAGCAGUGUCUUAUACUAAAGAAAUGAAGCUGGAGCGACUUAAAGAAGGUAUAAAAGAAGACACAGAUAACAGUUCCGCAGAAGAUAACGAAACAGAAACAGAAACAGAAAGUGAAAUAGAGGUAACUUUCAACACAUCAGCGGGGAGCAGUAAGAUAGAUACCAGUGAUGGUGAACACGUGACCAAAGGCCACGUGGCCAGUGAUCACGGAGAUACCACUGAUAAACAUGAUCCGAGCUCUGAGGAUAUGGGGAGAAAACACAGUGGAGAGAAAAGUCGGGUAACUGACGAGAAGAAACAUAAACAGGCGGAUAAAAUAAAGAUAUUGUCUAGGAAAAGAGUAAACUCUGAGACAGUACCUGGAUCUGAAGAUGUGGGUAGCCCCGUCAGAAAGAGAAGACGGACCCAGUCUGAGUCCCUGAGGAACAGUUCCUCAACUGGUACCCGACAAAACACAAUCAGCGACCUUACUGACUGUCUCAGGUAUUCACUCAGACAAUCCCACCUGAACGUAGGAGCUGCACACAUGAUACUAUCAGACAUUGAAUCAUUGCACGUGACACCUGCAGAUAGCAUCGAACUCUUAAUAUCGUCCUUGAGUUUAAUUAGUCGCUUAGAGACACUCCCAAAAGUAAGGGACAGAAGCUCAAAACUUCUUUCAGAGAUUGAUGGUACUGGUAGAAAUCCGUAGGAAUUAUGUAUGUUUAAUAGGUGGUAUGCUUUCUAUUUAAUUUUUAUUUAAGGUUAACUUGAUUAUUUAAUGUUAUUAUUGUGAUUUUGAUGUUAUGUUCACCGGCGGAGGAUAUUGCUAGUAUGACCCUUGUUUUCACUUCAAUGUAUCGUUUUAAAAUUGUAUUGAAAUGAAAUUGUUUGAACAUUGUCAGCCGUAUAAAAAGUUAC
Bolinopsis microptera is the source of this 1305-nucleotide messenger RNA. RefSeq names its product hepatoma-derived growth factor-like. Bases 20 to 1096 code for a protein of 358 amino acids. The record is from RefSeq and is a predicted model, not a curated record. The transcript is spliced from 7 exons. Lineage: Eukaryota; Metazoa; Ctenophora; Tentaculata; Lobata; Bolinopsidae.